UAAAAGCCCGGUACCGUCACCGCCGAUCAGUUGUCGUGAAACGCCAGGAGAAUUAUUUGUAUCUGUAAACCACGUCUUGUUCAAUUCUGCGCUUCACGCAUCCUCGAUCAGACGAUUCUACAGUAAUUGCAAAACAUCGACCGGCGAAAUGGCUUGCCCGGUGAGAGAUCCCGCCUCGGAACAGCUGAACGAUUACAAAAGAAAACUCAAGGGUGAGACUGUAUUAUUAACUGCCAAUGGAGCGCCCGUUUAUGAGAAGAAGGCCAGCCUCACGGUUGGUCCUCGUGGGCCUAUGUUAUUGCAAGACUUUGUUUACCUGGACGAAAUGUCGCAUUUUGCUAGAGAAAGAAUUCCAGAACGAGUUGUACAUGCAAAGGGAGCUGGUGCGUUUGGCUACUUUGAAGUUACCCACGACAUCACCAAGUAUACCAAAGCCAAGGUGUUUUCUAGCAUUGGAAAAAAGACCCCGAUCGCCGUAAGAUGUUCCACCGUCGGUGGCGAAAGUGGUUCUGCCGACACUGUCAGAGAUCCACGUGGAUUUGCCGUAAAGUUCUACACUGAGGAGGGUAUCUGGGACCUCGUAGGCAACAAUACGCCGAUCUUCUUUAUCAAAGACCCACUCUUCUUCCCGAGUUUCAUACAUACGCAGAAGAGAAAUCCAGCGACUCAUUUAAAGGAUGCUGAUAUGUUCUGGGACUUUAUCUCCCUCAGAUCCGAAACAACGCAUCAAGUUAUGUUCCUCUUCGGCGAUCGUGGCAUUCCUGAUGGAUAUCGUCAUAUGAAUGGCUAUGGUUCACAUACGUUCAAAUUGGUAAACAGCAAAAAUGAAAUGGUUUACUGCAAAUUCCACUACAAGACUAAUCAAGGGAUCAAGAACCUUCUUGCAGAGAAAGCCGCCGAACUUAGUGCUUCUGAUCCUGAUUACUCGAUCAGAGAUCUUUACAAUGCUAUUGCUAAGGGUCAAUAUCCGUCCUGGACAUUCUACAUCCAAGUGAUGACCGCUGAACAAGCAAAGACCUUGAAGUGGAAUCCGUUUGACCUGACAAAAGUGUGGCCACACAAGGAAUAUCCGCUGAUACAAGUGGGAAAAUUAGUGCUAGAUCGCAACCCCGAAAACUACUUCGCCGACGUAGAGCAAAUGGCCUUCGAUCCAGCGCAUAUGGUACCUGGUAUCGAGCCGAGUCCCGAUAAGAUGCUGCAAGGUCGACUCUUUGCAUAUGGUGACACUCAUAGGCAUCGCCUGGGUCCGAAUCAUCUUCAGUUAGCAGUGAACUGUCCUUACAAGGCAAUUUCCGCGAUGCAUUACCAACGGGAUGGUUUUAUGCCGAUAUACAACCAUGGUGGCGCACCGAAUUAUUAUCCGAACAGUUUCUCCGGACCAAAGGAGUGUCCGACCGCUCGCUCACCGCCAUUCCACGUAAGCGGAGAAGUGGACCGUCACGAUCCUAUAGAUGAGGACGACUUUGGUCAAGCUAGUACUUUUUGGAAGAAAAUUCUCGACGAGCCGGCUAGAGAGAGAUUGGUGCAGAACAUGGUCGGGAGUCUACGUAAUGCCUCGACGUUCAUCGUUGAACGAGCUGUACGAAACUUUGGUCGGGUAGACGUCGAUCUCGCGCAGAGAUUAACGGAUGGUUUGCGCAAGUGCGGAAUGCACAUUAAUGCUUUGGGAAAAUCAGCCAAUCUCUGAAGAGGAUCUCUCAUUUUGUAUCAUAACAUAUCUACUACCAAAUACACAAUAAAUACAUACUAAAUAUUAAAUAAUAUAUACUUAUAAUACUUUGUAUUAAUUGAUACACGUUUGUCCGAUCUUUGCUGAAAAUAUUUUUUUUUUUGCAGUCAUAUGCUGCUUAUAAUCGACAAUAUUUCAUUCUAAAGUUAUUUAGUUCUAUAAUACCAUUUUACAAGGGUGUAGGUAAUUUUAAAGUUAUGGUGCCUUUUUACAUACACAAACUGAAUAUAAAAAUUUAAAAUAAGCAAAAAUUCAGCAUUUGGUCUAAUAAUUUUUAAGAUAUUACGUUUUGCUGCAGUGAUUGUUAAUUGUAACAUUGUAUAAGAAUAUCUUUAACGCUCUUUUAAAGAGGGAACAUAUGUUGGGGUUUUUAUCUAAAUAAAAUUGGAAAUUGCAACAA
Molecule: messenger RNA, 2129 nt
Organism: Solenopsis invicta (red fire ant)
Lineage: Eukaryota; Metazoa; Arthropoda; Insecta; Hymenoptera; Formicidae
Gene: Cat
Product: catalase
Exons: 8
Coding region: 149-1687 (512 amino acids)
Biological process (GO): hydrogen peroxide catabolic process; response to hydrogen peroxide
Cellular component (GO): cytoplasm; peroxisome; mitochondrion
Molecular function (GO): catalase activity; heme binding
Source: RefSeq, a predicted model, not a curated record